GAUUUUUCCUAAGAGAACGAAGGAGAAUUGUCAUCUCAAAUUCUCAAUUCACAUCCGCACAGCAAAGCUCACGUCUCUCUUUCUUUCUCUCUCUCUCCUCUUUUUUUUUUCUUCCUUUAUCUCUCUUCCCCCACCUCCCCACUCUGGCUCGUAAAAGUCGACCAAAAACCAUAACCACCAAGACUUGGAGAUGAUAAUUGAUGACCAAACGCUGACACUGAGCUUUAGAUAAGAAUGGCAACUCAGCUGCUAUCUCCGACUAUAACUUUUCCUUCUCUUUUCUGUAGCAACAGUAAUGGAGUCGGUUUUUAUAAAUUCCAUUCUUCCCCUUAUUCUCAUCACGUCUCUGUUUCUUCUUCUUCCUCAUUUCCGAUGGCUAAAACCAAUCAAUCCACUUCUAGACUAUGUUAUUUGCAAACCCAUUUACCCAAAUCAGGCAAUGGAUGCUCGUGGAUUCAAGAUAACUCCUUGUUCCACAAUGUUUCUGCCUCCGAGUGUUAUCGAGGCUCUAUAUGUUAUUCAUUACCCACAAAGCCAGCACAAGUUUCCACUGUGGAGGAUCUUUUUGAAUUCAUUUGCUCAGGUCCCUUGAUAGAAAAGCUGGGUUUGAGCCCCGAAAGUGUGGCUGAUGCCAUAGAUAAAUGGCUAGCUUAUGGCUCUUACCUUUGUCGAUUGUUCAAAGCUAAUGAAAUGGAGCUCACAAUUCCUCAGAAAGCAAGGUUUUAUCACUACUAUAUACCCGUCUUUUUUUGGUGUGAAGAUCAGAUUUCUCAACACCAAUCCUCAUUUAAAGAAGGAGAAGAAAUACCUCCCUUAGUGAUAGGAUUUAGUGCUCCGCAAGGUUGUGGGAAGACGACACUCGUGUAUGCUCUGAAUUAUCUUUUUGAAGUAACAGGCAGGAAGUCUGCUAUGUUAUCCAUUGAUGACUUCUAUCUGACAGCUGAGGGGCAGGCACAACUGAGGGAAAGAAACCCCGGAAAUGCACUUCUAGAGUUUCGUGGAAAUGCUGGAAGUCAUGAUCUCGAACUGUCAGUUGAAACGCUCACAGCUGUAUCCAAGUUGACCAAGGAAGAUAAAGGUUUAAAGAUGAAGCUUCCCAGAUAUGAUAAAUCCGCAUACAGUGGAAGAGGUGACAGAGCUGAUCCUUCCACUUGGCCAGAGGUUGAAGGACCACUUACAGUCGUCCUAUUCGAGGGCUGGAUGCUUGGCUUCAAACCACUCCCCACAGAAGCUGUCACAGCAGUCGAUCCACAGCUCGAGAUAGUGAACAACAAUAUGAAAGUGUAUUACGACGCUUGGGAUAAGUACAUAAAGGCUUGGAUCGUGAUCAAGAUAAACGACCCCAGUUGCGUUUAUUAUUGGCGUCUACAGGCAGAGAUUGCAAUGAGAGAGGCCGGAAAACCCGGAAUGACCGACGAAGAGGUUAGAGAUUUUGUUUCACGUUAUCUGCCAGCCUAUAAGGCUUAUCUUCCCGUGUUAUACUCAGAAGGGCCAAGUGGGUCAGAUCCAAAGCGUCUUCUUGUGGUUGAAAUUGAUGAAGAAAGGAAUCCAAUUCUUGGUUAUUAGGUGGAAAUUUAAAAAAAAAAAAAAAAAAAGUUGGUUUUUUAAGCUUUCACAUCUUCUUUUGACCACCUUUUUCUACCCCUCCCUAUAUGUGGAUAUCACUUUCCUACUUUUCUCUAAAGUAGGAGCUCUUACUUGAUUCAUUCAUUUGUAUCAAUAUGUUUCUCUUAUAUAUAAUAAAUCACAGUAUUUUUCUUUUUGCUA
This is a messenger RNA of Cucumis sativus (cucumber), 1767 nucleotides long. RefSeq names its product D-glycerate 3-kinase, chloroplastic. The transcript has 12 exons. Gene Ontology annotation, biological process: photorespiration. The record is from RefSeq and is a predicted model, not a curated record. Bases 235 to 1566 code for a protein of 443 amino acids. Gene Ontology annotation, cellular component: cytoplasm. Lineage: Eukaryota; Viridiplantae; Streptophyta; Magnoliopsida; Cucurbitales; Cucurbitaceae.